AUGCGUAUUCGCCUACAGCCUCACAGGGGACCACAAGGUAAGCGAUCCCCAGGUAAGCUGAAUAUUGCCUUGUUUUCUUUGCCCGCUCACCAUCUCCAUUUCAGCAAUGAGCUAGCUCAACGGCUGGACAACCUUCCUAUCGCUGCCGCUGACGACGCCACCAUUGCCGAGAACGUCUCCGUGGAAAACCGCUGGUGUCAACUGCGAGACACGGUCCAGUCGACGGCGCUUGCCGUGCUCCGUCACGCUACCCGCCAACACCAGGACUGGUUCGACGACAACGGCGCCGCCAUCAGAAAUACGCUUACUGAGAAGAACCGCUUUCACAAAGCCAAGGUAGAUCACCCCACUGAGGAUAACAAAGCUGCUUUCUACUGCAGUCGCCGCCAACUUCAGCAACGACUGCGCGAGAUGCAGGACGCCUGGAUUGCUCGCAAAGCUGAGGAGAUCCAAGGGUACGCGGACCGUAAUGAGUGGAAGAACUUCUUCUCUGUGAUCAAAGCUGUCUACGGUCCGCUGACAAAGGGCACUGCUCCUCUCCUCAGCGCUGACGGCAACACUCUCCUGACUGAGAAGACGCAAAUCCUACAGCGAUGGGCCGAGCAUUUCCGAGGCGUCCUCAACCGCCCCUCCAUCAUCUCCGACGCCGCCGUCGAGCGUUUGCCGCAAGUGGAGACCAACGUGGACCUCGACCUCCCGCCAUCUCUCCAGGAAACCAACAGGGCCGUGCAGCAGCUCUCCAGCGGGAAAGCACCCGGAUCGGACGCAAUCCCUGCUGAGGUCUACAAGCACGGAGGUCCCCUACUGAUGGAUCACCUGACUGCGCUCUUCCAAGAGAUGUGGCGUCAAGGUGAAAUGCCGCAAGAUUUUAAAGACGCAACCAUCGUCCAUCUCUACAAGCGCAAAUUGAAUCGCCAAGUCUGCGAAAAUCACCGUGGCAUCUCCUUGCUUAUCAUCGCCGGGAAGAUCUUCACUCGCAUCCUUCUCAACCGCCUCAAUAACCAUCUGAAAAAGGGCCUUCUGCCGGAAAGCAAAUGCGACUUCCGUCGUCAUCGUGGGACCACGGAUAUGAUCUUCGCCGCCCGUUAA
Molecule: messenger RNA, 1089 nt
Organism: Spirometra erinaceieuropaei
Lineage: Eukaryota; Metazoa; Platyhelminthes; Cestoda; Diphyllobothriidea; Diphyllobothriidae
Source: the annotation of a GenBank genome assembly